GAAGCCUUCAACGUUCAGCUGAGACGCCAGAUCGAGAACGACGUGUCCACCAUCAGAAGCAUCAACAUGAAGCUGGACGGUGUGGUGGUAGACCUGAGCAAGGGUUCCAUCACCGUCAACGGAGAAACGGUCACGGUGCCGACGUUUGGAUCCAGAGUCAGCAUAGAGAAGCUCGGCUCCUACAUCAUCAUCAAAGCUACACUGGGUCUAACCGCCAUGUGGAACCAAGAUGAUUCUUUCACGGUUGAACUAAAUGCAAAGUUCCAGAAUCAGACGUGCGGUCUGUGUGGGGAUUUCAACGGCAUCUCAGAUAAUGAAUUCCAGAAAGAUGGGGCGGAUCUUCAUCCUCAUGAAUACGCAAGUCUGUGGAAGAUGGACGGACCUACAGAGAGCUGUGGGGAACAGCCGGUGGCGGAGAAUGAAAACCCCUGUGAUGCUGAGAACUUAAACAAAUGCAUGGAAAUGUUCCAGAGCGAGAAGUUCCUCAACUGCAGCAGCCUGGUCACAUACCAACCCUUCGUCAGCUCGUGUGUGGACGAUAUGUGCAGAUGUGACAACAGCGACAAGAUGGCGUGUCUGUGUAAAACCAUCACUGAAUACUCUCACCAGUGCACCCACGCCGGGGGCAAACCACAAAACUGGAGGAACGAAACCUACUGCCCCAUGUCCUGUAAAAACAACAUGAAGUUUAUGGAGUGUGGAAGUCCGUGUAUGGAUACCUGUUCGAACCCUGAGAGAGGGCAGGUGUGUGCUGAUCACUGUACAGACGGCUGCUUCUGCCCUGAAGGCACGGUGUUGGACGAUGUGAAGAAUUCGGGGUGUAUUCCUCUCAGUGAGUGUUCGUGUGUUCACGGAGGGGAAGUGUACCCGUCUGGAGGGAGUUACACGACCAGCUGCCGGGACUGUACUUGUUCUGGAGGACAGUGGACAUGUGUGGAUAAGAACUGCGCCGGUACCUGUUCAGUUUUAGGAGGAUCUCACUUCCUGACCUUCGAUAAAAAGUCCUACACAUACCACGGCGAUUGCACCUACGUCCUGGCAAAGGAGUGCACGGGUGUAGAUUUCAUUAUUCUGGGUGAUCUGCUGAAAUGUGGACUGACAGACACGGAGACGUGCUUGAAAUCAGUGACCCUCGCUCUAUCCAACGGCACUAAUGUUAUCAAAGUGGAUUCCAAUGGAAUUGUUGAUAUAAACAGGAUGUUCACACAACUUCCACUCUUUACAGCUGAGGUGAGCAUCUUCAGACCGUCCACCUUCUACAUCAUCAUCCAGGCUCUCUCAUCCAAACUCCGGUUGGAGAUCCAGCUCGUUCCCAUCAUGCAGGUUUUCAUCAUCCUGGAUCCAGUGUUCCAGGGACAGACAUGUGGACUGUGCGGUAAUUUCAACAACGUUCAGCUGGAUGAUUUCACCACGGCCAGCGGGAUCAGAGAAGGAACAGCGGUGGAUUUUGCCAACACGUGGAUAACCAAAGCGGUGUGUCCUGUCAUCCAGAGGAGCUUCGAGAACCCGUGCAGUCUGAGCACUGAAAACGAGAAAUAUGCUCUGUACUGGUGCUCCGAGCUGUCAGAUCCAACUGGAGUUUUUGCUCCCUGCCAUCAAGAAGUCAGUCCUGAAACCUACAAAACUAACUGCAUUUACGAUACAUGUAACUGUCAGAGGUCGGAGGACUGCAUGUGCUCGGCUCUGUCGUCGUACGUGCACGCCUGCGCCGCCAAAGGAAUUCAGCUGACCGACUGGAGAGAAUUCGCCUGCAAAAACUACACAACUUGCCCCUCCUCGCUGGUUUACUCCUAUCAGAUGACCAGUUGCGACCGUACCUGCCGCUCCAUCAGUCAGACGGACUACACCUGCAAGACGGACUUCGGCCCGGUGGACGGCUGCGGCUGCGAGUCUGGCACCUACAUGAACGAGAACGGGAUGUGCGUCCCGCCCAGCAGCUGCCCGUGUUACGAAUCGAACAUGCUCAUCCAGCCUGAGGAGGUCAUCAGCAAGGACGGCAUGACAUGCACAUGCAAGAAUGGCAAGCUGAGCUGUUUUGGCAGCCCGAAGGUGCAGGAAUGCACGGCACCAAUGACGUACUUCAACUGCUCCGCUGCGGCUCCUGGAAGCAAAGGGUCCGAGUGUCAGAAAAGCUGUCAGACCCUUGACAUGGCCUGUAUCAGCGUGGAGUGUGUGUCUGGGUGCAUGUGCCCCGCUGGACUGGUGUCCGACGGAAACGGCAACUGCAUCACCGAGGAUCUUUGCGAGUGCGUCCACAACGGAGAAUUCUACAAACCAGGCCAGACCAUUCAGGAGAGCUGCAACACCUGCACGUGUAAGAACAGAAAAUGGGAAUGCACCACUAAGCAGUGCAGCGGGAAAUGCACCGUGUACGGAGACGGACAUUACAUCACCUUCGACGAGAAGCGAUACGUGUUUAACGGAAACUGUGAAUACACCCUCGCUCAGGACUUCUGCGGCGGCAACAACGGCACCUUCCGCGUCAUCACUGAGAACGUUCCCUGUGGAACGGCUGGAACCACCUGCUCCAAGUCCAUCAAGUUCUUCAUCGGAAACAACGAGCUGAUCCUGACUGAUGGGACACACCAACUGGUCCAGAGAGACAACGGAGAAGAAAUCCCGUACCAGAUCCGCAGCAUGGGCAACUACCUGGUGGUGGAGACCCACAACGGUGUGAUGCUAGUAUGGGACAAGAAAACCACCAUCUACAUCAUAAUCAAGCCAGAAUUUAACAGCCGCGUGUGUGGUCUUUGUGGAAACUUCGAUGGCAACGGCAAUAACGACUUCACCACCAGAACCCAGGAACUCGUCAUCAGUCCUCUGGAUUUCGGAAACAGCUGGAAAGGUUCUGCUUCCUGCCCGGAGGCGCUGGUCACCGAAGAGCCGUGCGCUCACAAUCCGUACCGAGAGGCCUGGGCACAGAAACAGUGCAGCAUUAUUAACAGUGCCAAGUUUGCUUCCUGCCACUCACAGGUGGACCCGGUGCCAUAUUACACAUCUUGUGUUAGAGAUGCUUGUGCUUGUGAUUCUGGAGGAGAUUGUGAAUGUUUCUGUACGGCUGUAUCUGCCUAUGCUGCGGCCUGUAACUCUGCUGGAAUCUGUAUCGCCUGGAGAACCCCGAAAAUCUGCCCACUGUUCUGUGACUACUACAACACUCCUGGCGAGUGCGAGUGGCACUACAAACCCUGUGGUAACACGUGUAUGAAGACCUGUAGGAACCCAACAGGCAAAUGCACCAUGCAGACUCCACCGCUGGAAGGUUGCUAUCCUCAAUGCCCACCUGACCUGCCCUUGUUCGAUGAAGACAGUAUGAGCUGUGUGGCACAGGACCAGUGUGGCUGCUACUCUGAAAUGACCCAUUAUGAGAUUGGGCAGAACAUCCCAACUAAUGACAACUGUGAAACAUGUAAUUGCACAGCGAUGGGAGUCACCUGCGUAUAUAAUGUGAAGGCUUGUACCUGCGUGUAUAACAGCACCAUGUAUAAGUACGGAGACAUCAUUUACUAUACGACCGAUGGACUUGGAGACUGCAUAACUGCUAUGUGCUCUGAGAAUGGAAACAUCACCAGGAAAAUGGAACCUUGUGCAACCACAGCUGCUCCAACGACAGCACCAUGGACUACAACACCAAUGCCUACGACUGUGUUUGUGUUCUCCACACCGGAAACGACAACACCAACCAAGCCAAGAACAACCUACAUGUCCAGUACAACCUAUAAGCCAACGGCAACAACAAUUAUUGCACCGAUCACAAAGACUCCUACCACACUCACUGGUGGACUAACCACAGAAACAGGGCAAACAUCAGUGGCUUCAACAGCAGUGAGCGAGCCUCAAACAACACAGGGUAAAGAGACCACAAUUCCAACAGAGGAAACAACACUGUCGACCAUGCCACCAACAGAGAGCACAACUCAAUCACCUACAACUCCUGGUAAACAGACCACUCCUGUACCAGAGGUAACAACACUGACAACAAAACCAAUUCCAGAAUUCACUACUAUUCCAGUUGUAGUGACCACCAGUCUGCUUACAACACCUGCUGGUGAGACAACACCUUCACCAGAAGAAACAACGUUGCCAACCUCAACUUCUUCAGGCACAACUCCCCUGGCACCUGAAGAAACAACCACCCAAGCAAAAACAACUCCUGGCCAAGAGACCACACAGCCACAAGAGGUAACAACACUGACAACCAAACCUGGUCCAAAGGUUUCAACAAUUCCACAAGAAGUGUCCACCACUCAGGCUUCUACGCCUGUUACCACGGUGACUACAGUUCCAUCGGAAGUAACAACAUUGCCAACCGAAACUCCUUCUGUCACAACUACCCUGGCACCUGAAGGAACAACCGCUCAGGCACCUACAACUCCUGGUAAAGAGACCACUCUUGCACCAGAGGUAACAACACUGACAACAAAACCAACUCCAGAAUACACUACUAUGCCAGUUGAAGUGACCACCAGUCAGCUGCUUACAUCACCUGCUGGGGAGACCACAGUUUCACCAGAAGAAACAACAACCGAAACUCCUUCAGGCACAACUCCCCUGGCACCUGAAAGAACAACCACCCAAGCAAACACAACUCCUGGUAAAGAGACCACAGAGCCACAAGCGGAAACAACACUGACAACCAAACCUGUUCCAAACGUUACAACAAUGCCAUCAGAGGUUACCACCGCUCAGCUCACUACAGUUUCUACUGAAGAGACAACACCUUCACCAGAAGAAACGACGUUGCCAACCUCAACUCCUUCAGGCACAACUCCCCUGGCACCUGAAGAAACAACCACCCAAGCACAAACAACUCCUGGCCAAGAGACCACACAGCCACAAGAGGUAACAACACUGACAACCAAACCUGGUCCAAAGGUUUCGACAAUUCCACAAGAAGUGUCCACCACUCAGGCUUCUACGCCUGUUACCACGGUGACUACAGUUCCAUCGGAAGUAACAACAUUGCCAACCGAAACUCCUUCUGUCACAACUACCCUGGCACCUGAAGGAACAACCGCUCAGGCACCUACAACUCCUGGUAAAGAGACCACUCUUGCACCAGAGGUAACAACACUGACAACAAAACCAACUCCAGAAUACACUACUAUGCCAGUUGUAGUGACCACCAGUCAGCUGCUUACAUCACCUGCUGGGGAGACCACAGUUUCACCAGAAGAAACAACAACCGAAACUCCUUCAGGCACAACUCCCCUGGCACCUGAAAGAACAACCACCCAAGCAAACACAACUCCUGGUAAAGAGACCACAGAGCCACAAGCGGAAACAACACUGACAACCAAACCUGUUCCAAACGUUACAACAAUGCCAUCAGAGGUUACCACCGCUCAGCUCACUACAGUUUCUACUGAAGAGACAACACCUUCACCAGAAGAAACGACGUUGCCAACCUCAACUCCUUCAGGCACAACUCCCCUGGCACCUGAAGAAACAACCACCCAAGCAAAAACAACUCCUGGCCAAGAGACCACACAGCCACAAGAGGUAACAACACUGACAACCAAACCUGGUCCAAAGGUUUCGACAAUUCCACAAGAAGUGUCCACCACUCAGGCUUCUACGCCUGUUACCACGGUGACUACAGUUCCAUCGGAAGUAACAACAUUGCCAACCGAAACUCCUUCUGUCACAACUACCCUGGCACCUGAAGGAACAACCGCUCAGGCACCUACAACUCCUGGUAAAGAGACCACUCUUGCACCAGAGGUAACAACACUGACAACAAAACCAACUCCAGAAUACACUACUAUGCCAGUUGUAGUGACCACCAGUCAGCUGCUUACAUCACCUGCUGGGGAGACCACAGUUUCACCAGAAGAAACAACAACCGAAACUCCUUCAGGCACAACUCCCCUGGCACCUGAAAGAACAACCACCCAAGCAAACACAACUCCUGGUAAAGAGACCACAGAGCCACAAGCGGAAACAACACUGACAACCAAACCUGUUCCAAACGUUACAACAAUGCCAUCAGAGGUUACCACCGCUCAGCUCACUACAGUUUCUACUGAAGAGACAACACCUUCACCAGAAGAAACGACGUUGCCAACCUCAACUCCUUCAGGCACAACUCCCCUGGCACCUGAAGAAACAACCACCCAAGCAAAAACAACUCCUGGCCAAGAGACCACACAGCCACAAGAGGUAACAACACUGACAACCAAACCUGGUCCAAAGGUUUCGACAAUUCCACAAGAAGUGUCCACCACUCAGGCUUCUACGCCUGUUACCACGGUGACUACAGUUCCAUCGGAAGUAACAACAUUGCCAACCGAAACUCCUUCUGUCACAACUACCCUGGCACCUGAAGGAACAACCGCUCAGGCACCUACAACUCCUGGUAAAGAGACCACUCUUGCACCAGAGGUAACAACACUGACAACAAAACCAACUCCAGAAUACACUACUAUGCCAGUUGUAGUGACCACCAGUCAGCUGCUUACAUCACCUGCUGGGGAGACCACAGUUUCACCAGAAGAAACAACAACCGAAACUCCUUCAGGCACAACUCCCCUGGCACCUGAAAGAACAACCACCCAAGCAAACACAACUCCUGGUAAAGAGACCACAGAGCCACAAGCGGAAACAACACUGACAACCAAACCUGUUCCAAACGUUACAACAAUGCCAUCAGAGGUUACCACCGCUCAGCUCACUACAGUUUCUACUGAAGAGACAACACCUUCACCAGAAGAAACGACGUUGCCAACCUCAACUCCUUCAGGCACAACUCCCCUGGCACCUGAAGAAACAACCACCCAAGCAAAAACAACUCCUGGCCAAGAGACCACACAGCCACAAGAGGUAACAACACUGACAACCAAACCUGGUCCAAAGGUUUCGACAAUUCCACAAGAAGUGUCCACCACUCAGGCUUCUACGCCUGUUACCACGGUGACUACAGUUCCAUCGGAAGUAACAACAUUGCCAACCGAAACUCCUUCUGUCACAACUACCCUGGCACCUGAAGGAACAACCGCUCAGGCACCUACAACUCCUGGUAAAGAGACCACUCUUGCACCAGAGGUAACAACACUGACAACAAAACCAACUCCAGAAUACACUACUAUGCCAGUUGUAGUGACCACCAGUCAGCUGCUUACAUCACCUGCUGGGGAGACCACAGUUUCACCAGAAGAAACAACAACCGAAACUCCUUCAGGCACAACUCCCCUGGCACCUGAAAGAACAACCACCCAAGCAAACACAACUCCUGGUAAAGAGACCACAGAGCCACAAGCGGAAACAACACUGACAACCAAACCUGUUCCAAACGUUACAACAAUGCCAUCAGAGGUUACCACCGCUCAGCUCACUACAGUUUCUACUGAAGAGACAACACCUUCACCAGAAGAAACGACGUUGCCAACCUCAACUCCUUCAGGCACAACUCCCCUGGCACCUGAAGAAACAACCACCCAAGCACAAACAACUCCUGGCCAAGAGACCACACAGCCACAAGAGGUAACAACACUGACAACCAAACCUGGUCCAAAGGUUUCGACAAUUCCACAAGAAGUGUCCACCACUCAGGCUUCUACGCCUGUUACCACGGUGACUACAGUUCCAUCGGAAGUAACAACAUUGCCAACCGAAACUCCUUCUGUCACAACUACCCUGGCACCUGAAGGAACAACCGCUCAGGCACCUACAACUCCUGGUAAAGAGACCACUCUUGCACCAGAGGUAACAACACUGACAACAAAACCAACUCCAGAAUACACUACUAUGCCAGUUGUAGUGACCACCAGUCAGCUGCUUACAUCACCUGCUGGGGAGACCACAGUUUCACCAGAAGAAACAACAACCGAAACUCCUUCAGGCACAACUCCCCUGGCACCUGAAAGAACAACCACCCAAGCAAACACAACUCCUGGUAAAGAGACCACAGAGCCACAAGCGGAAACAACACUGACAACCAAACCUGUUCCAAACGUUACAACAAUGCCAUCAGAGGUUACCACCGCUCAGCUCACUACAGUUUCUACUGAAGAGACAACACCUUCACCAGAAGAAACGACGUUGCCAACCUCAACUCCUUCAGGCACAACUCCCCUGGCACCUGAAGAAACAACCACCCAAGCACAAACAACUCCUGGCCAAGAGACCACACAGCCACAAGAGGUAACAACACUGACAACCAAACCUGGUCCAAAGGUUUCGACAAUUCCACAAGAAGUGUCCACCACUCAGGCUUCUACGCCUGUUACCACGGUGACUACAGUUCCAUCGGAAGUAACAACAUUGCCAACCGAAACUCCUUCUGUCACAACUACCCUGGCACCUGAAGGAACAACCGCUCAGGCACCUACAACUCCUGGUAAAGAGACCACUCUUGCACCAGAGGUAACAACACUGACAACAAAACCAACUCCAGAAUACACUACUAUGCCAGUUGUAGUGACCACCAGUCAGCUGCUUACAUCACCUGCUGGGGAGACCACAGUUUCACCAGAAGAAACAACAACCGAAACUCCUUCAGGCACAACUCCCCUGGCACCUGAAAGAACAACCACCCAAGCAAACACAACUCCUGGUAAAGAGACCACAGAGCCACAAGCGGAAACAACACUGACAACCAAACCUGUUCCAAACGUUACAACAAUGCCAUCAGAGGUUACCACCGCUCAGCUCACUACAGUUUCUACUGAAGAGACAACACCUUCACCAGAAGAAACGACGUUGCCAACCUCAACUCCUUCAGGCACAACUCCCCUGGCACCUGAAGAAACAACCACCCAAGCAAAAACAACUCCUGGCCAAGAGACCACACAGCCACAAGAGGUAACAACACUGACAACCAAACCUGGUCCAAAGGUUUCGACAAUUCCACAAGAAGUGUCCACCACUCAGGCUUCUACGCCUGUUACCACGGUGACUACAGUUCCAUCGGAAGUAACAACAUUGCCAACCGAAACUCCUUCUGUCACAACUACCCUGGCACCUGAAGGAACAACCGCUCAGGCACCUACAACUCCUGGUAAAGAGACCACUCUUGCACCAGAGGUAACAACACUGACAACAAAACCAACUCCAGAAUACACUACUAUGCCAGUUGUAGUGACCACCAGUCAGCUGCUUACAUCACCUGCUGGGGAGACCACAGUUUCACCAGAAGAAACAACAACCGAAACUCCUUCAGGCACAACUCCCCUGGCACCUGAAAGAACAACCACCCAAGCAAACACAACUCCUGGUAAAGAGACCACAGAGCCACAAGCGGAAACAACACUGACAACCAAACCUGUUCCAAACGUUACAACAAUGCCAUCAGAGGUUACCACCGCUCAGCUCACUACAGUUUCUACUGAAGAGACAACACCUUCACCAGAAGAAACGACGUUGCCAACCUCAACUCCUUCAGGCACAACUCCCCUGGCACCUGAAGAAACAACCACCCAAGCAAAAACAACUCCUGGCCAAGAGACCACACAGCCACAAGAGGUAACAACACUGACAACCAAACCUGGUCCAAAGGUUUCGACAAUUCCACAAGAAGUGUCCACCACUCAGGCUUCUACACCUGUUACCACGGUGACUACAGUUCCAUCGGAAGUAACAACAUUGCCAACCGAAACUCCUUCUGUCACAACUACCCUGGCACCUGAAGGAACAACCGCUCAGGCACCUACAACUCCUGGUAAAGAGACCACUCUUGCACCAGAGGUAACAACACUGACAACAAAACCAACUCCAGAAUACACUACUAUGCCAGUUGUAGUGACCACCAGUCAGCUGCUUACAUCACCUGCUGGGGAGACCACAGUUUCACCAGAAGAAACAACAACCGAAACUCCUUCAGGCACAACUCCCCUGGCACCUGAAAGAACAACCACCCAAGCAAACACAACUCCUGGUAAAGAGACCACAGAGCCACAAGCGGAAACAACACUGACAACCAAACCUGUUCCAAACGUUACAACAAUGCCAUCAGAGGUUACCACCGCUCAGCUCACUACAGUUUCUACUGAAGAGACAACACCUUCACCAGAAGAAACGACGUUGCCAACCUCAACUCCUUCAGGCACAACUCCCCUGGCACCUGAAGAAACAACCACCCAAGCAAAAACAACUCCUGGCCAAGAGACCACACAGCCACAAGAGGUAACAACACUGACAACCAAACCUGGUCCAAAGGUUUCGACAAUUCCACAAGAAGUGUCCACCACUCAGGCUUCUACGCCUGUUACCACGGUGACUACAGUUCCAUCGGAAGUAACAACAUUGCCAACCGAAACUCCUUCUGUCACAACUACCCUGGCACCUGAAGGAACAACCGCUCAGGCACCUACAACUCCUGGUAAAGAGACCACUCUUGCACCAGAGGUAACAACACUGACAACAAAACCAACUCCAGAAUACACUACUAUGCCAGUUGUAGUGACCACCAGUCAGCUGCUUACAUCACCUGCUGGGGAGACCACAGUUUCACCAGAAGAAACAACAACCGAAACUCCUUCAGGCACAACUCCCCUGGCACCUGAAGGAACAACCACCCAAGCAAAAACAACUCCUGGUAAAGAGACCACACAGCCACAAGCGGAAACAACACUGACAACCAAACCUGUUCCAAACGUUACAACAAUGCCAUCAGAGGUUACCACCGCUCAGCUCACUACAGUUUCUACUGAAGAGACAACACCUUCACCAGAAGAAACGACGUUGCCAACCUCAACUCCUUCAGGCACAACUCCCCUGGCUCCUGAAGGAACAACCACCCAACCAAAAACAACUCCUGGCCAAGAGACCACACAGCCACAAGAGGUAACAACACUGACAACCAAACCUGGUCCAAAGGUUUCGACAAUUCCACAAGAAGUGUCCACCACUCAGGCUUCUACGCCUGUUACCACGGUGACUACAGUUCCAUCGGAAGUAACAACAUUGCCAACCGAAACUCCUUCUGUCACAACUACCCUGGCACCUGAAGGAACAACCGCUCAGACACCUACAACUCCUGGUGAAGAGACCACUCUUGCACCAGAGGUAACAACACUGACAACAAAACCAACUCCAGAAUACACUACUAUGCCAGUUGAAGUGACCACCAGUCAGCUGCUUACAUCACCUGCUGGGGAGACCACAGUUUCACCAGAAGAAACAACAACCGAAACUCCUUCAGGCACAACUCCCCUGGCACCUGAAAGAACAACCACCCAAGCAAACACAACUCCUGGUAAAGAGACCACAGAGCCACAAGCGGAAACAACACUGACAACCAAACCUGUUCCAAACGUUACAACAAUGCCAUCAGAGGUUACCACCGCUCAGCUCACUACAGUUUCUACUGAAGAGACAACACCUUCACCAGAAGAAACGACGUUGCCAACCUCAACUCCUUCAGGCACAACUCCCCUGGCACCUGAAGAAACAACCACCCAAGCACAAACAACUCCUGGCCAAGAGACCACACAGCCACAAGAGGUAACAACACUGACGACCAAACCUGGUCCAAAGGUUUCGACAAUUCCACAAGAAGUGUCCACCACUCAGGCUUCUACGCCUGUUACCACGGUGACUACAGUUCCAUCGGAAGUAACAACAUUGCCAACCGAAACUCCUUCUGUCACAACUACCCUGGCACCUGAAGGAACAACCGCUCAGGCACCUACAACUCCUGGUAAAGAGACCACUCUUGCACCAGAGGUAACAACACUGACAACAAAACCAACUCCAGAAUACACUACUAUGCCAGUUGUAGUGACCACCAGUCAGCUGCUUACAUCACCUGCUGGGGAGACCACAGUUUCACCAGAAGAAACAACAACCGAAACUCCUUCAGGCACAACUCCCCUGGCACCUGAAAGAACAACCACCCAAGCAAACACAACUCCUGGUAAAGAGACCACAGAGCCACAAGCGGAAACAACACUGACAACCAAACCUGUUCCAAACGUUACAACAAUGCCAUCAGAGGUUACCACCGCUCAGCUCACUACAGUUUCUACUGAAGAGACAACACCUUCACCAGAAGAAACGACGUUGCCAACCUCAACUUCUUCAGGCACAACUCCCCUGGCACCUGAAGAAACAACCACCCAAGCAAAAACAACUCCUGGCCAAGAGACCACACAGCCACAAGAGGUAACAACACUGACAACCAAACCUGGUCCAAAGGUUUCGACAAUUCCACAAGAAGUGUCCACCACUCAGGCUUCUACGCCUGUUACCACGGUGACUACAGUUCCAUCGGAAGUAACAACAUUGCCAACCGAAACUCCUUCUGUCACAACUACCCUGGCACCUGAAGGAACAACCGCUCAGGCACCUACAACUCCUGGUAAAGAGACCACUCUUGCACCAGAGGUAACAACACUGACAACAAAACCAACUCCAGAAUACACUACUAUGCCAGUUGUAGUGACCACCAGUCAGCUGCUUACAUCACCUGCUGGGGAGACCACAGUUUCACCAGAAGAAACAACAACCGAAACUCCUUCAGGCACAACUCCCCUGGCACCUGAAAGAACAACCACCCAAGCAAACACAACUCCUGGUAAAGAGACCACAGAGCCACAAGCGGAAACAACACUGACAACCAAACCUGUUCCAAACGUUACAACAAUGCCAUCAGAGGUUACCACCGCUCAGCUCACUACAGUUUCUACUGAAGAGACAACACCUUCACCAGAAGAAACGACAUUGCCAACCUCAACUCCUUCAGGCACAACUCCCCUGGCACCUGAAGAAACAACCACCCAAGCAAAAACAACUCCUGGCCAAGAGACCACACAGCCACAAGAGGUAACAACACUGACAACCAAACCUGGUCCAAAGGUUUCGACAAUUCCACAAGAAGUGUCCACCACUCAGGCUUCUACGCCUGUUACCACGGUGACUACAGUUCCAUCGGAAGUAACAACAUUGCCAACCGAAACUCCUUCUGUCACAACUACCCUGGCACCUGAAGGAACAACCGCUCAGGCACCUACAACUCCUGGUAAAGAGACCACUCUUGCACCAGAGGUAACAACACUGACAACAAAACCAACUCCAGAAUACACUACUAUGCCAGUUGAAGUGACCACCAGUCAGCUGCUUACAUCACCUGCUGGGGAGACCACAGUUUCACCAGAAGAAACAACAAUCGAAACUCCUUCAGGCACAACUCCCCUGGCACCUGAAGGAACAACCACCCAAGCAAAAACAACUCCUGGUAAAGAGACCACACAGCCACAAGCGGAAACAACACUGACAACCAAACCUGUUCCAAACGUUACAACAAUGCCAUCAGAGGUUACCACCGCUCAGCUCACUACAGUUUCUACUGAAGAGACAACACCUUCACCAGAAGAAACGACGUUGCCAACCUCAACUUCUUCAGGCACAACUCCCCUGGCACCUGAAGAAACAACCACCCAAGCAAAAACAACUCCUGGCCAAGAGACCACACAGCCACAAGAGGUAACAACACUGACAACCAAACCUGGUCCAAAGGUUUCGACAAUUCCACAAGAAGUGUCCACCACUCAGGCUUCUACGCCUGUUACCACGGUGACUACAGUUCCAUCGGAAGUAACAACAUUGCCAACCGAAACUCCUUCUGUCACAACUACCCUGGCACCUGAAGGAACAACCGCUCAGGCACCUACAACUCCUGGUAAAGAGACCACUCUUGCACCAGAGGUAACAACACUGACAACAAAACCAACUCCAGAAUACACUACUAUGCCAGUUGUAGUGACCACCAGUCAGCUGCUUACAUCACCUGCUGGGGAGACCACAGUUUCACCAGAAGAAACAACAACCGAAACUCCUUCAGGCACAACUCCCCUGGCACCUGAAAGAACAACCACCCAAGCAAACACAACUCCUGGUAAAGAGACCACAGAGCCACAAGCGGAAACAACACUGACAACCAAACCUGUUCCAAACGUUACAACAAUGCCAUCAGAGGUUACCACCGCUCAGCUCACUACAGUUUCUACUGAAGAGACAACACCUUCACCAGAAGAAACGACGUUGCCAACCUCAACUCCUUCAGGCACAACUCCCCUGGCACCUGAAGAAACAACCACCCAAGCAAAAACAACUCCUGGCCAAGAGACCACACAGCCACAAGAGGUAACAACACUGACAACCAAACCUGGUCCAAAGGUUUCGACAAUUCCACAAGAAGUGUCCACCACUCAGGCUUCUACGCCUGUUACCACGGUGACUGCAGUUCCAUCGGAAGUAACAACAUUGCCAACCGAAACUCCUUCUGUCACAACUACCCUGGCACCUGAAGGAACAACCGCUCAGGCACCUACAACUCCUGGUAAAGAGACCACUCUUGCACCAGAGGUAACAACACUGACAGCAAAACCAACUCCAGAAUACACUACUAUGCCAGUUGUAGUGACCACCAGUCAGCUGCUUACAUCACCUGCUGGGGAGACCACAGUUUCACCAGAAGAAACAACAACCGAAACUCCUUCAGGCACAACUCCCCUGGCACCUGAAAGAACAACCACCCAAGCAAACACAACUCCUGGUAAAGAGACCACAGAGCCACAAGCGGAAACAACACUGACAACCAAACCUGUUCCAAACGUUACAACAAUGCCAUCAGAGGUUACCACCGCUCAGCUCACUACAGUUUCUACUAUAGUGACCACACUUCAACCAGAAGAAACAACCAAACCUGUUCCGGCGUUCACAACCGUUAAACCUGUGGUGACAACCACUCAGCCCUCAAAAGAGACCACAAUUUCUAAAGAAGAAACAACACUUUCAACACAUGGACCAGUUGUAACCAAAGCUAAAACAACUGGUCCGGGUCCAUCAACUGCCAAGCAAGUGUCCCAAACUACUUCUCCAACACCAUCUGUGACAACAGAGCAAGUUUGUUGUUUAGUAAAUGGCACAAAUUAUUCACCAGGUGAAAUCAUUUAUAAUGAAACCGAUUCUUCUGGAUGGUGCUUUACUGCGUUCUGCAAUGCCAAAUGUGCUGUAGAGAAGUCGUCUUACUUCUGCAUGACAACACCGUCACCACUCACCACCACAGUAUACAGUACCACAGUGCUUGGUAGUACUCCGGUUACAACUCCAUUUGUGCCCUCUGUGACUACUCUUGCACCACAGUCAACGACCGCAGUGUCAUACUGCGGUAGCCUUAACCCACCAAGAAAGCCGAAUGAGACGUGGCAGGUUGGCUGUCAUACUUGCAAGUGUGAUGCUGAAAGCUCGAGCAUCAAGUGUGAGCCGGUGGUGUGUCCGACGCAGGAAACCCCCGUCUGUGACCAACCUGGUGAAGAGCUCUCUAAUGUAACGGUUGGCUGCUGUACCAGCUACGAGUGCACUUGUAAUGUACACAACUGUCCUACACCCAUGAUGAAGUGCUCUCUGGGAUUUAUACCCGAGGUACAAACACCAGCAGGAGGCUGCUGUCCUGAAUACACAUGCAAGCCCAUGAAGGUCUGUGCGGACAACAUGACAGGACAAGUGUAUCAGCCCGGCGCCCCCAUGCCCAGCGAGGAUAAAUGUGAGAAAUGCGUUUGUGGCUCAGAAAUGGAUCCUGCAACCAGCCUGAUGACUCCAGAGUGCACACCAAUCAUCUGCAAUACCAAAUGUGAAGAGGGUUAUGAGUACGAGCCGAUCCCCGGUGAGUGCUGCGGUCAGUGCGUCAGGGUGAGCUGUGUGGUCAUGGUCAAUAACGUCACCCACAUCGUUUUGAUGAAUGAAACCUACUCACCACCCGGCGAUAAGUGUGUGAAGUACACGUGCGAGGAGGUGAACGGCGAGCCCAUAGCGAAGGAGACCAAGAAGACGUGUCCCGUAUUCAACCCGGAGAACUGCGUCCCUGGAACCGAGACGACCGACUCUGACGGCUGCUGCAUGAGCUGUACACCAAAGAGCGACUGUUCCAUGAGCACCAACACGACCAAGCUGGUACACAAAGGCUGCGUGAGCGUGACCGAGGUGGAGGUCAAUUCCUGCUCCGGACGCUGCGGUACUUCAUCCAUGUACUCCGCCGAGGCCAACAUGAUAACGCACGAGUGCUCCUGUUGUCAGGAAGGAAAGACCAGUAAGAAGGAAGUGAACAUGAUUUGCCCCGACGGAUCCACGAGCGCGUUCACGUACAUCUACAUCGAAUCCUGCAGCUGCCAGGUGAUGGAAUGUCCAGAUAAGUCCGAGAGACGCAGGAGGAGACGGUGAACCCUGGACCCUCGUACCAGAACGCCACUGAGAGCACGAGGACGGACCGACACACAGCGAGACCUAACGAGACGUUUUUAAACCCCAGAUUUUUCUGUUAGCGUGUUUAGAGUUUUUUUUCUUUUCUUCUUUCUGAUGCUGCAAUAAUAACCAAAUAAACCACAGAGGAACUUUCAGAUAUAUUA
Molecule: messenger RNA, 16340 nt
Organism: Trichomycterus rosablanca
Lineage: Eukaryota; Metazoa; Chordata; Actinopteri; Siluriformes; Trichomycteridae
Product: mucin-2-like
Exons: 38
Coding region: 67-16155 (5362 amino acids)
Cellular component (GO): extracellular matrix
Molecular function (GO): protein binding
Source: RefSeq, a predicted model, not a curated record